Molecule: messenger RNA, 645 nt
Organism: Zygotorulaspora mrakii
Lineage: Eukaryota; Fungi; Ascomycota; Saccharomycetes; Saccharomycetales; Saccharomycetaceae
Gene: HMLALPHA2
Product: homeodomain mating type protein alpha2
Exons: 3
Coding region: 1-645 (214 amino acids)
Molecular function (GO): DNA binding
Source: RefSeq, a predicted model, not a curated record
AUGAAUAAAAUACCAAUAAAUAUACUACUAAACCCUGUCCAAUAUGAUGAUAAAAAGGAAAAGUUAAGAAAAAUAAAUGAUCGCCUUUUGCAUAUUUGUUCUGAGUUUCCAUGUGAUGUCAAAAAAGUCAGUAUUGGAAUAUUUAUUGAGUUGCAUGGAAUUUUUACAACACUCUCUUCAUUUAGGGAUGAUGGUAGUUUCGACAGCGACGAAAAGUGUUUGCUAAAAGUUACUGCCCAGUUAUCAAAAGUUAUAAAGUUACUCAUCCAGGAAGAAAUAAGACUAGGCUCCUUAAGAGAAGAAUUUAACGCAUCAAAGCACAUUGAAACAGGUAUUGGUAGUAAUACGAAAGAGGAUUUGAAAAAACCAGUAUUUUUUGAUUUAAAUACACCACAGACUGUACAGCAUAAGAUGUCAGGUAAACAUCCAUGUAGGGGACGUAGGUUAGAAAAACCCCAAAUUAAUAUGCUUGAGAAAUGGUUCACAAAUAAUAUCGAGAAACCCUACUUGAAUAAGAAAAGCCUUCAACUGUUAACAAAAGAGACCGGACUCUCCAAUAUUCAGAUCAAGAACUGGGUCUCUAACCGCAGGAGGAAGGAAAAAGUUGUUACUAUAAGUCCUCCCCUUCUUGAUCUAUUGGCAUAA